This is a messenger RNA of Cladocopium goreaui, 5562 nucleotides long. The record is from the annotation of a GenBank genome assembly. NCBI's taxonomy places the organism in Eukaryota, Dinophyceae, Suessiales, Symbiodiniaceae.
AUGAGUCAGAACAUAUCCUGUGAACCGAAAAUUUGUGAGGUAGGCGGAGGCGGCCUACUUUUGCCGUUAUUCAAAGAAGAUGAACAAAAAUGGGACAUGGGACUUCGUGCUGUACUUUAUUUUACUGGCCUGCUUUGGUCCUUUAUGGGUGUAGGAAUCGUGUCAGACAUUUUCAUGGGAGCCAUUGAAAAGGUUACUUCGAGGAAGAAACGGGUUUUCAGCUCGAACUUGCAAACUUUCAUAACAGUAAAAGUGUGGAAUGCAACUGUGGCCAACUUGACCCUCAUGGCAUUGGGAUCCAGUGCUCCAGAGAUCUUGUUGAGCGUCAUAGAAUUGCUGAAGAACAACAUGUAUGCCGGAGAUUUGGGGCCGUCAACCAUUGUCGGGAGUGCGGCCUUCAACCUUCUUUGCAUCACAGCCGUCUGUGUUUCUGCCAUCCCAGAAGGGGAAGUGCGCAGAAUCAAAGACAUAGGGGUUUUCGCUGUGACAGCAACGUUCUCCGUGUUUGCCUAUCUGUGGCUGCUGAUUAUUUGCAUGUUGUGGACUCCUGAUGUCAUUACAAUUGAAGAGGGGUUGAUCACAUUCUUCCUCUUUCCGGUGCUUGUCCUGAUUUCCUACAUGGCGGUGGACAUCUCAGUCCUUCACUUCAUCCAGCUGUCCUUCAGCCAGAAAAAAGCAGAAAGUUUGGGUAGUGCUGCACCUGAGAAUUUUGUAGCUGGGAAGAGUCCUGCAAGUGCUGCACCAGUCUGCAGCAAUCUGCACCAAUCUGCACCAACUCGCAAGGACAAGGGCUAUUUCACUGGCAAGAAGCAAAAUGCACAAGCGCAGAAGGUCCUGCUGGAUGCUGCUACAGAGCAGGUGGGGCAGAGUUGCAGGACUAAAGCCGUCACUGCAAACGAUCAAAUUCGAGUCAGCUGCUUUGGGCCUGGUCAGGAAAUCGCCACCAUGAGAAUGCGUAUCCUGAAGAAGCACGGCACUGGUAUUCCAGAUGCCGUCCUUGCAUGUCUUGCAGAAUCUUGCAGAAUCUUGCAGAGUUGGCUUCGGGAAACUGUGCGUAUCCAACCACCUUUGGAGGACAAAGUUGUGGCUUUGAUUCGGGAAGAGUUUGGUGCAGUCGUUCGGGCCUCGAGGAAGAACCCUCAAGAGCAGCUCGGCGGAUGGCUGCCACGGAGAAGCUCUUUGGAGGUGGCAGGAGCUCAACGGGUUGAGAUGUCGACGAUGUCAGGUGUUGCAGUGUUGCGGCGUUGCGUGCCUAUCAAGCUCUCGCCAGAUGAGGGCCCUGCAAAAACAAACAUCACGUUUGAAUUUGAGCACACAGAGUACUCCUGUUUGGAGAGUUGCGACACGCUGGAGCUUGUCAUCACCCGAGAGGGUGAUACUACAGCUAGCCUCGGCAAGGGAGCAGUCAUGUACAGGACGAAGGAGAUUUCAGCCAAAGACGGGAAGGACUUCAUCGCAGUACAAGGAAAACUAGAAUUUGACGAGGAUGAAGAUCAAAAGAUUUUGUGCAUCAAGAUUCUUGAUGAUGAUGAGCAUGAGCCUGACACAUAUUUCGAUGUUGAGCUCUCGGACCCCAAGACAGAGGACAGCAAUGCUGUAGUCAUUCUCGGGAAGAACAAAACAGCUCAUGUCCGGAUUGUUGACGAUGACGCAGUCGGAAUUCUGGCAUUUAGAUCAGCCGAAGAGAAGGUGGCAGAAGACUUUGCCGGUGAGAAGGUCAUCAACAUUGCAGUGCUUAGGCAGGCAGGUGCAAAAGGGUUAGUGACAUGCACCUACCGAACCGAAGAUGGCACGGCGAUCAGUGGCAUUGACUACGAAGAAGUCAGUGGCACACUGGAAUUCCCAGAUCAAGAGACUGAAGCUUUCAUCCCUAUCACCAUCAAGCCAAAGGGAUGCUUUGAUAGCACUUCAAUUUUUAGGUUGUACAUUGAAGAACCGACGGGAGGUGCAACCUUUGCACUCCACACUGAUGGUGGCGAGGAGUGCUGCAUUUGUACCGUUAUCGUUGGUACAGACGAAGGCACCAAAAGGAAGGCCGACAAACUCAUGCAGGCUUUCAAAGUGAAUUGGGACGUUCAGAUAAUGGCCAGAGACAACUGGAAGGAUCAAUUUGUUGAUGCGAUCUUUCUAGACACUGGGGAAGCAACGGACUGUGCUGUCGCAGUGGCCUGGUUUUUCCACUUGGUCACGAUGCCAUGGAAGUUAAUAUUUGCUCUCAUUCCACCAGUCGACUACUGCGGCGGAUGGCUUUGUUUCGUUUGCUCGUUAUCAAUGAUUGGCGGAGUGACAGCUCUCAUAGGUGAUCUAGCUGAGCUUUGUGGCUGCGUAGUCUCCAUGCCUGAUGCCAUCACCGCAAUAUCGUUGGUGGCGCUGGGUACCAGUUUGCCUGACACAUUUGCGUCAAAAACUGCAGCUGAGCAGGAUCCGACUGCAGAUGCAUCCAUUGGCAAUGUAACUGGCAGCAACUCAGUGAACGUUUUCCUUGGGCUUGGCUUGCCCUGGACGAUUGGAGCUAUUUAUUGGGCUGCCAUGGGUGGCCUCAGCAUGGCUCAAAAUCCUCAGCUUACGACCAUGUUUGCGACUGGUGGCAUGGCAGGUUCCUCAGGUUCCGGUGCGGUUCCAGGUCGUUCUGGAGAGGUUCUGGAACUGGCGGGCUGGGGUGGUUGCGCCGCAGUUAGGCUUUCCGUUGUUCCAGGUGGUUCCGGGGAGGGUUUCGGUUCAGGUUCCCAGGGCGGUCUCGGUUCCAGUCAAAGCACAAGACACAUUCUGAUAGGUGGCCGUAUUUUGCUGCUGCGCAUCCUGUUGCAUUCUGGUGCCUACCCGAGACUGAACCCUUCUAGAGAUGGUUUGUCGGCGGUGAGCUUGGAGGACCAAAAGGCACGGCUUCGCUCGGCGAACUGGAUGAAGCAGUUGGCACACCUUGUGUUUCUUCUGGGUGCUGCCGCAGAUUCUGCAACUCACGUUUGGCUGGAGCGCAACUCUGAUGGAAUUGCCAGCACUGAAUCUGUCUCCGUGGAUGAAACAGUGACUGUGCGCUGGGAUCAUUUUGUCAACGGAGACAAGGGAUGGUAUUCAUGGGGCUUUGUUCGAGAAAGCCAGACCAACAAUUUCUUGGGUUCUGUCACAGGCAACACUCAGCCAACAGGAUGUUUUGCCUGGCAAGUCCCUUCCAAACUCUGCGGACGACUCAUCAAGAUCGAGAUGUGCAGUGGCAGCCCCCCUCGGCGGACGAAGCAUGCUUGCCACAAGUCCACAGCCUACAGGGUCGAAGGGACUUGCGUGCCAGAUGUUCCACAGCCCACAACGACGACCACCACCCUCUUUGCUGCCUUGAAGGAGAUGGGUCCACUGGAUCUUCGGUCUAGAUCCCGCAGCUGGAAGCAAGACACCAGGGCCUCCAGGCGGAUGGAGAUGGUGAACACGGUGAACCAGGGCCAGGAAGAUUUCUCAGUGGCCUUAGUAGUGGUUUGGCUGGGAAAGUUACCACCAUAUGUCAGGGCCUUUGUAAAAAGUGCACAGGAUGCUGGUGUGAGCUUCUUCAUUUUUCAUACCCAUGCUGAGCUUGAUGAGCUUGGCAAAGAGACUCCAAGCAAUGUCAAGUUCCAAUACAUGCCUUUGGAGGAAUUGGCAAAGAGACUUUGGAAGAUUGAUGCGGUGCGCGGGCACUUCAAUCUAGAUUUCGAUGCGUUCACCCAGCGAGUUCAGGAGUGUUACGCUGACGACAAUCCUGCGAAGGGGAAUGACUUGAAACCUUUGUAUGGCGCACUUUUCCAGGAAGAGCUUGCAGAAUUCACACACUGGGGGUGGACUGAUUUGGACAUGAUUUGGGGGAAUGUUGGAGCUUUCCUGAAGCCCCUUCUCUCCUAUGAUGUGAUCUCUGCUCCUGAUGGUCAGAGACCUGCUCUAUACCUGUCUGGGCAGCUAACAGUUUUUCGAAACCAGGACAUUUGGCGUAGAUUUGUGGAUGGCUGCAUCGAUGGUCCUGGACAUGUCAAUUAUGGUGGUUGCUACGUUGAAAGUUUUCUCUCAGAGGCAAAUGUCUACUUCGAUGAAAAGAUUGCCAUUUGGUAUGCUGCUCUGCAAGGGGCGCAUAUGUUUUUUGAUUUUUCACUGAUCUUGACCGACGCCAGAUGGCAGAGGCUUGCAGGGCACCAACGACCACUCUUGAAGCGUCGCGAUGGGCGCUUGGCUGUGCCGCAUAUGAAUGGGCUCCCCUUUGUAGACAUUGAGCAACGCAACAUGGAGGUGCAUAUGCUGCAGAACGUGAGCAACUGCUUCAGUGAGUUUGGUGAGGGAUGGAGCUAUGUGUGCAUCCCAUUCGAUGUGGGAAGUGAUGCUUUUGGUGCAUCUUAUGAAGUUUUUCAGAACUACUUGUACCUUUGGCCUGCACCACUCCAUGCUGUGAAGAGCGGAAGCAGCGGAAACGAGUUUGCAGCAUUUCACUUGCACAAGAGCAAGCGAGCCUUUCAGGAUCUAUUGGACUGCGGAGCAACUGGUAGCUGGUUGUGCUACAAAGAGACGUCCAAAGUGACGGAGCAGAAAGAGCCCAGCGUCGGAACAGUCUGUAGCUGUUCGGAGUCUGAUGAAACCGGUGCAAUCACCAGGAUUGUGCCGACUUUUCCUAUCCCAAACAUCGUACACUUCGUUCUGACUGAUCGGGACACGCGAUUUUUUGAUUGGCCGUGCUAUGUUGCGAUUCGAAGUGCUUGGGAGAAGCUGCAACCUGAACAACUCCUGGUACAUGUCCUGGAUGGGAUUGAGCCGGGUACGGCAGCUGACUGGUGGCUCGCAGCAAAGCAAUAUAUCACAGCAGUUAUUCCGUUUGCCCGAACAGACGUCCCUUUGUCUCUGAAUGACGUGAAAAUCAGCCACCCUGCAUUCAUUGCAGACUUCCGACGCAUUCAAAUACUACGUGACUGGGGAGGAAUUUAUAUGGACACCGAUGCGUUGUCCCUUCGUAGCUUUGACAGUCUCAGAAGCUGGAAAGCUGUACUUGGGCGCCAAGGAGGCCAAGAGUUGCGGGCCACAGUUGGCCUCAUGAUGUUUGAGAAGAAUUCCCAUUUUUUGGAUACGUUGCUUGAGCGCAUGAAACGUGCCUACACUGGCGCUUGGGGAGUUCAUGCAGGGCAUGUGUUGGACGAUUUGCUUCGAGAAGUGCAGCCCAAAGGAGUUGCAAUUCUGGGGCACAGCAACGGUUUUUUCGCGUCGUCCUGGCUGGCAGAAGAUUUUGUUGAGCUCAUGGAGGAGUCUGGGGUGGACUGGAGCAGGUGUUGGUCUUUGCAUCUCUACAACUCCCAGACCAAGAAGUAUACAAAAGAUCCGGUGGAACUCUGCCAGAACCCAGCUUCACCAUAUCGAAGAGGAGACUUGUGCAAAGGAUUAGCCAUUGCUGUAGAUAUGCAACAGAUUUACCGCAUGGUUGGUGAAGGCUAUCCGCUGAUGAGCAGUCGGAUCCAAGAGGCUUUCGAGCAAAGAGCUGCAGAUCAACAAGCUGCAUUUUCGGAUCCGGUGUCGCACUCUUUGGAUGUUCAGCGGGCCUUGAAGGCGAAUGACGAGCUAUGA